Messenger RNA from Xyrauchen texanus (razorback sucker), 2907 nucleotides. Its product is annotated as dihydropyrimidinase-related protein 3. The record is from RefSeq and is a predicted model, not a curated record. NCBI's taxonomy places the organism in Eukaryota, Metazoa, Chordata, Actinopteri, Cypriniformes, Catostomidae. Gene Ontology annotation, molecular function: hydrolase activity, acting on carbon-nitrogen (but not peptide) bonds, in cyclic amides. Gene Ontology annotation, biological process: actin crosslink formation. Gene Ontology annotation, cellular component: cytosol; cytoplasm. Bases 101 to 1804 code for a protein of 567 amino acids. The transcript is spliced from 14 exons.
UGGAGGGAGGAGCCCAGCAGUGUGUUUGAGAGACAGCUCAAGUGUGCGCAACAGCAGUCUCAGCACAUACAGACAAAUACAUCUUGCAUCAACGAAGAAAAUGUCGUACCAAGGCAAAAAGAACAUCCCCAAAAUCACCAGUGAGAGGCUUCUGAUCAAAGGUGCUCGGAUUGUGAACGAUGAUCAGUCUUUCCAUGCAGACAUAUAUAUGGAGGAUGGGGUCAUCAAGCAAAUUGGAGACAACUUGAUAGUACCAGGAGGGGUAAAGACAGUUGAGGCCAAUGGGAAGAUGGUGAUUCCUGGAGGAAUUGACAUUCACACCCAUUUCCAGAUGCCCUACAGAGGCACGACCACUGUGGAUGAUUUCAACCUGGGCACCAAAGCUGCUCUAGCCGGAGGAACCACUAUGAUUGUGGAUCAUGUGAUCCCGGAGCCUGGCAGCAGUCUGGUGGAAGCGUUUGAACGCUGGCAUGAAUGGGCAGAUGGGAAGGCAUGCUGUGAUUACUCACUGCAUGUGGACAUCACCCUCUGGAACGACAGUGUCAAACAAGAGGUCGAGAGCCUUAUUAAAGAGAAAGGAGUGAACUCUUUCCAGGUCUACAUGGCUUAUAAAGACCUCUAUCAGAUGAGCAACAGUGAGCUUUAUGAGAUCUUCACAUUCCUGGGAGAGCAUGGAGGAAUCGCACAGGUCCACGCAGAAAAUGGAGAAAUAAUUGCUGAGGAGCAGGCUCGUAUGUUGGAGAUGGGCAUCACAGGACCUGAGGGACAUGUUCUCAGCCGCCCAGAGGAGCUGGAGGCGGAGGCAGUGUUUCGAGCUGUCACUAUUGCAAGUCAGACGAACUGUCCACUCUAUGUGACCCGUGUAAUGAGCAAGAGUGCUGCUGACAUAAUCUCACAGGCCAGAAAGAAAGGUAACGUGGUGUUUGGAGAGCCAAUCUCGGCCAGUUUGGGAACAGAUGGGACUCAUUAUUGGAGCAAGAACUGGGCGAAGGCCGCCUCUUUUGUGACUUCACCACCCCUCAGUCCAGACCCAACCACUCCAGACUACCUUAGCACCCUGUUGGCAAGUGGUGAUCUGUCGGUGACAGGAAGUGCUCACUGCACAUUCAGUGUGGCUCAGAAGGCCAUCGGGAAAGACGACUUCACUCAGAUUCCUGAAGGAGUGAACGGAGUGGAGGAGAGGAUGUCCCUCAUCUGGGACAAGGCUGUGGUGACUGGAAAAAUGGAUGAGAACAUGUUUGUAGCUGUGACGAGCACCAACGCUGCAAAGAUCCUGAACCUGUACCCUCGCAAGGGCCGGAUAGCGGUGGGCUCAGACAGUGACCUCGUUAUCUGGGACACGGACGCCAUCCGGACCGUCACUGCAAAAACACAUCACUCUGCGGCGGAGUAUAAUGUGUUUGAGGGCAUGGAGCUGAGAGGAGCGCCCCUGCUGGUCAUCUGCCAGGGGAAGAUCGUUCUGGAAGACGGGAACCUGCACGCGACCUCCGGCACUGGCCGCUUCAUUCCCUGCUCUCCAUUCCCUGACUAUGCUUACAAACGUGUCAAAGCCAGGAAACAGCUGGCUACACUGAAGGCUGUCCCCAGGGGCAUGUACGAUGGCCCUGUAUCUGAAUUUUCCCCCCUAUCAAGGGGAGGCACGCCCUCUGCCUCCACCCGUACCUCACCCACCAAAGUCCCUGUAAGGAACCUCCAUCAGUCUGGGUUCACACUAGCAGGUCCUGAAGAAGCCCCAAUCAGACCAGCUGGAAGACGCAUUGUUGUGCCCCCUGGUGGCCGCUCCAACAUCACUUCCCUUAGUUAAAUAGAAAGAGCAUGUAAAAGAGACCACCAGGAUAAAAGCAAGGAAGGUUAUAAGUCAGGAAAAGAAACAAAAGAUAAGUUAAACACUGAACUCAUGCCUUACCUUUCAUUAAUUAUUCCUACUGAAUGAUUAAAACCAGGUGUCCACCUCUGAUGAAAGCAAAGGACUAAUGAAACAUUAGUGCAUUUAGUGUAGCUGUGUAUUAGUUUAUGUGUUUAGACAAAAUAAAAUAGGAACUUUUGGGGUUUAACUAUUCCUUUAAGGUAAAAAAAGGCUGUUUGAUACUUUGACUUGGAUUAAAUCACUCUCUGUAAUUUCCACCAAUGAACAGGCAUUUACAUUCAGGAGAGGAAGGAUUACUUUUGUGCAUAUCAUGGGGCUUUAUCUGUACUGUGUCAUGAGCUUUAUUUGUGUCCAUCAGAUGUGGAUGUGAUCAUAGUAGUUUACUUUGCUAAAUGAAGUGUUGGGAUGAUGAGUUUUCUGAACCUUAAUAGUUAAAUCAGUGUUAAAAGAAUGCAAUCGUAUUAUUUUCAUUAGUUCAGAACAUUACAGGACAAGAAGUCGAAGGAACGGGUAAACUUCAGUUGAAUAUAUUAUAAUCUAAUACCAAUUAAGGAAAACGGAAAAAACAUUUCACGUGAAAAUAAGUGAUGACAACCCAUAUUUGUGCUGUACAAUAUUGGGAAAAUAUUGAUAUUUGCUUUUCAGUUCUGCUGUUUGACAUAUUUACUGGUGCUGUAUUCCUAAAUCAAACAUUUUUAACAUAAAUCAUAAUCAAAUCAAACAUUUUUGAUACCUAAAUGGCUUAUAGUAUAUUAAGUAGAAGCCCUUUUGAGGAGCAAAAGUUGUUUAACAUCUAUGAGGGCUUUUAAUACAUAUUGUAUUCCCCAGAUAACAAUGACAUUCUGUACAGUGCUUUACAGAAUGAUGUUCAAUAGGCUGUUCAAAUGUUUAUUGUAUUUAUGUGGGUUUGGUUUAUCUUUGUAAAUUUCUUUCUUUUUUUAUAAUUUUUUUUAUUUAGAUCAAAUAAGGUGGAAUAAAAACAAAAAUGGGCAGGUCAAAAUUAAUGUGAUGUGCAAAAUGUGUUCCUAAUAAACAUAAGU